Messenger RNA from Bolinopsis microptera, 2455 nucleotides. Its product is annotated as ubiquitin carboxyl-terminal hydrolase 5-like. The record is from RefSeq and is a predicted model, not a curated record. Gene Ontology annotation, biological process: protein deubiquitination. Lineage: Eukaryota; Metazoa; Ctenophora; Tentaculata; Lobata; Bolinopsidae. Gene Ontology annotation, molecular function: cysteine-type deubiquitinase activity; zinc ion binding; protein binding.
AGGACAUGGAGAGUUUGCUUAGUAGUAUCAGUCCUCUGAGCCACUCCACUAAGAUCUACAAGGAUCAGUGUGUCUACUGUUUUGAUACACCUCUCCACGGUCCUCUCUACAUUGACUUUGAGAAGUAUUGGGGCCACUGUUCUCAACAUGUCAACAAGCCGGGUGUAUAUUUGAAGCACGCGAAAGAAGUAAAGAGCGCAGGCCUGCUACAGACGACUCUGAAGAUCCUCCAGCUAAGAUAACAAGACUGGCUAUUGGCGUGGAGGGUGGAUUUGAGGAUAAAGAUAACUUUGAGUACCAGGAUAUAUACAGUAUUCACGUUCGUGGAGGAGAUGGAGCAGGACAGGAUCUAGACUUUGGGGGUCCCUCUAUACCAGACAUAGUUAGUCAAACUGCUAACAACGUCAUAGCUUUCUCCUCUGCAGGUCAGCAGGAUCAGAAUAACCAGUGGGAGGGAGAUGUCAGAGCAAAUUCCAAACAUUCCGAUACUUUAACCCAACUCAGCAAUGGUGUUCAGGUAGCCCCUGGACCAUGGAAGUGUUCCGUAGUCGGCUGUGAUAAAACAGACAACUUGUGGAUGAACCUAACUUGCGGUACCAUCUUUUGUGGCAGGAAAUACUUCGACGGUACGGGUGGUAAUAAUCAUGCUAUUGAUUACUACGAUCAGACUAAAUACCCGCUAGCUGUGAAACUGGGAACCAUUACUCCCCAGGGUGGUGAUGUGUACUCAUAUGAUGAAGAUGAUAUGGUAAUUGAUACCCAACUAGCCAAGCACUUGCGACACUUUGGUAUUGACAUGAUGCAGUGUCAACAGACUGAUAAGACCAUGAACGAGCUAGAAAUUGCUGCAAACAUGAACUUUAAGUUUGAGUGUGACAACAUUCUUGAGUCGGGUGUGGCUCUGAAACCGGUAUUUGGUUCCGGCUAUUUGGGUUAUGUCAACAUGGGUAACACUUGUUACAUGAACAGCGUGCUUCAGGUUUUAGUAAACUGUGUUGGAAAGAUUUCGAAUAAAUACUUAGCAAACGGCACUUCAAGCUCCCAGGUUCCAACUGACUUUGGGACACAGCUAAAGAACCUCAUUCAUUACACUCAAAAUCCUGGGAAGUAUUCUGUCGGUCCCGAGGAUUUGAAACCCGGGCAAGAAAACGGCGUAAGACCUGCGUUAUUGAAAUCGAUAAUCGGUCAAGGACACCCAGAGUUCUCUUCAACGAGACAGCAAGAUGCUCACGAGUUCUUUCUUCAUCUUAUCACUGUUUUAGAGAAAGAAGAACGUAAGACUCCCAAUUUGGCUUGCUCUGACGACCUGUGUUUCGAAGUGGAAGACAGAAUUCAGUGCAAUGCCUCUCAGAAGGUUCUCUACAAAUCUAGAAAAGAUUACUGUCUGUCCCUGCCCAUACCACUGGAAAAGGCAUCAAAUUUUACAGCUGCUAAAGCUUGGGAAGCUAAAAAGUCGGAGCUGGAAGCAGCUGGCGAGAAGAUCAAACCUGAAGACUAUGUUAAAUAUAACCUCAGUCUGGGAGACUGUUUUACAACAUUUUCAUCUCCUGAAGUGAUACAAGAUUUCCUGAGUCCCGAGACCGCACAGAAAGGGACUGCCAGUAAAACGACUGGUCUUAAAACAUUCCCUAACUACCUUAUGCUCCAAGCCCGAAGAUUUACCCUUACUGCCAACUGGCAGCCUAAAAAGUUGGAUGUUUUGCUGGAUGUACCAGAUGUGUUAGAUCUAGAACACUUACGAAGUAAUGGCCUGAAGCCUGGCGAGGUUGAAUUACCGGCCGGUCCAACUGAAGCUCCUCUUGAACCGGAUCCUGCUAUCGUAGAGAACUUGAUGAAUAUGGGAUUCGGUUUCGAGGCCUGUCGUAAGGCAGCCUAUCAUACUAAAAACGGUGGGACUGAACAAGCUAUGGAAUGGAUUUUCAGUCAUAUGGAUGACCCAGACUUAAAUGACCCGCUUGUAAUAGAGGCCCACAAAACUGCAACAUCUGAAGUUACUGUCAAUCAAGAUGACGUACAAAUGUUAUGUGCCAUGGGCUUCACAGUCCAACAGGGAACUAAAGCGCUAAAAAAGUGUGACAACAACCUUGAGCGGGCAGCAGAUUGGAUAUUUUCCCACGCCGACGAGCUCGACCAGGAAGAGCCCGCAAGUUCUCCCUCCGCCUCCUCCUCCCUGCCAGAUGGACCUGGGCGCUACAGGUUAAAAGCCUUUAUAUCCCACAUGGGUAGCAGCACGGCGUGCGGGCACUACGUCUGUCACAUCCGGGAUAAGGAGGGACGGUGGGUUCUGUAUAACGACGAAAAGGUUGCUCUGUCAGUCACGCCCCCUAAAGAUAUGGCUUAUAUGUAUCUUUAUGAGAGGAUGUAAAGGUCGCUUUUAAUUUUCUAGAAGGUGGUGACAAGGAUUUUGUUCUAUAAUUGUGGACUGAAAAAUAAUUUAGUUCUCAUUUCAAUGGAU